Molecule: messenger RNA, 2645 nt
Organism: Magallana angulata
Lineage: Eukaryota; Metazoa; Mollusca; Bivalvia; Ostreida; Ostreidae
Product: neuronal acetylcholine receptor subunit alpha-2-like
Exons: 1
Coding region: 36-1265 (409 amino acids)
Biological process (GO): chemical synaptic transmission; regulation of membrane potential; nervous system process
Cellular component (GO): neuron projection; membrane; synapse
Molecular function (GO): neurotransmitter receptor activity; extracellular ligand-gated monoatomic ion channel activity; transmembrane signaling receptor activity
Source: RefSeq, a predicted model, not a curated record
AAAAAGUAAACCGGUUCUAUUGGGGGAAAAUUACAAUGAUGGUAGUGCUAGGUAUCGUUAUUUCCAUGCUUCUGUUACCGGGACAGUCUUUUGGCGGUACGUCGACCGACUACGACAACCUUUACAACACCAUCUUGACAGGAUACAACAAAGAUGGCAGACCAGUACUGGACCAGGGCACUGCCAUAAAUGUCACGAUAUCCUUCACCCUGAUCGCCAUUGCCAACUUGGACGAAGUUACGAGCGAGAUGAUCACUGUCGGAAGCUUCACCAUCGCUUGGAAAGACGAAAAACUCCGCUGGACUCCAUCCUCGCACGGGAACACUUUAACGCUAACUAUUGAUGAGUCCGUGGUGUGGAAACCUUCAAUGACUUUCCUUAACCCCAUGUCAACCAACGUGGGCCUUCUCGGCAUGAAGCAGUCUAGAAUUAAAUAUUUCGAAGAUGGGUCCGCCUAUUGGAUGAUUGCUGAUCGGUAUCAAACAACCUGUGAUUUUGACACCAGAUAUUUUCCUUUCGAUGAGCAAACAUGUGACAUGAGAGUCAUGGCUUGGGAUUACACUACAGAGGAAGUUUCAAUGUAUCCAGAAAAAACUACUGUCGACCUAAACUAUUACAGUGAAAACGGAGCUUGGGAGCUGGUGUCCACCGAGACCAGAACUGAGGCUCUUUCGACCUAUUCUGUUGUCGUGUUUAGUCUGAAACUGAAGAGGCGGGCUAUGUUUUUCGUUACCAAUCUUCUGAUCCCCGUGUUUACGAUUUUGAUGUUGAACACUUUGGUAUUCAUUUUGCCAUCAGACAGCGGUGAGCGCGUGGGCUACUCCAUCACGUGUCUCCUAGCUUUGGCGGUUUUUCUUACUUAUGUGUCAGAAGGUCUGCCGCAAGUUUCUAAACCUAUGCCGGUGAUGGGGUACGUGUUGACCGUGUAUUUACUUAUCUCUGCAUUAAUUUGUGUGGAGACGAUAUUUAUCUUGCGUUUGCACCAUAAAGACGAGAACGAACAAAUGUCUCCUUUUUUCACAAAAAUAUACAAUAUUCUUACUUGUUCGACCUGUAAGAAAAGGUCAGGAGCUGUCGAAACAUCCUCGUCGCACAUCGACUUAGAAAAAGUGAAGGAAUUCAAUGACGAAAAGAAACCAGAGCCAUUGUCACUCACAUGGAAGAAACUUUCAUCCCGUUUGGACAAGAUAUGUUUCAUUAGCAACUUGUCUGUUGUAGUCUUUGUUGCCGUUAUAUUUUUUCUGCUUGUGACUGUGAAGUUGUAAGUGGGGAAAUUCUAUUAUUUGACAAUUUUACUCUUGAUGCUUCUCUUAGUUCAAUCCUGGGUAUCAAAGGAUGAUCAAGCAAUGUUAACCAUUUCACAAAUUAAUAAGAUAUAGGUAAAUCACCAUUUCUAAUUAGUUCGCUUACAAAGCUUUUGUGAAAAGAAUGAUAUUCCAGUACCUGGCAAAUCAGAGUGUACAAAGAAGUCAUCUGAAGGGCGGUGUUUAUUUGACUAUUAAUUAGACAUCAAUGCAGAAAACUAACAUAAAAAAUAGCAACACAGAGAAACGAAGAUAAAACGGGUUUCCAUAAAAUAAUGCAUCGGAUUUUAUUGCAAGAUACUUCUUAUAAAUGAAGAUAGCUAGAGAUUGAUAUACGUUUUUUUUUCUCUCUCUAAAAAAUGUUACACAUUGCAAUAUCGCAUACAUUAGCAUACAAUGGUGUUAAAAGUUCACGAUUUCUAUUAAAGUACCAAUCGCGAUGGUUUUAAUUUCACGCUGCUUAAAAAUCAAUUGAUCAGAAUAUAAGCAUUGAAACGUUUUUGAAAACUAAUGAUAGUAUUCACGAUGGGUUUAAUUUCGCGGGAAAAUAUUUAAUCGCAUAAUAUACAUAGUGAAAUUAAAACCAUCGUGAUUAUUUGCCAAUCUACAGUAUCAGAUCCACACUGAUCAAAUUUUGAUAGCAGUGAAUACUUGGGGCUAGGAUAGUAUUGUAAAUUGGUUGUGUUUUCAUGGUUGUCAAACACCUUUGGUUCUUUUCAAGGUUAGAUACAAACAUUUUCAAUUCAUUAAAUGAUAAAGUCUAAACGAGACAAUUUUCAUUUCAAUAAUCAUACAGACGGUAUCGAUUGGUGAUAUGAUUGUUAUGUAGGCAUGACAUCAACCAAUAUCAUGUAAUGUAUUAAAUAAAACAAUUGCCUGUUCUGAAAUAAACUUUUAUAUUACUAUGACUUUUUAAUCAUAUUGAUCGGAUCGCAAUUUUCAGAUUUGUUAUUCCACUGUAUUAACUUUCUUUUGUACUUCAGUCAACAUUACAUUUCUUUGACCUCAAAUUGUUUUUGUGGUUUACAUCUAAGUACAUCUAGUUUUUACAAACUUAAGUUAAAUGACGUUCUUUUUGACAAGCAUGGCUUGAAUGUGAUGUGUAAAAUAUUACAGCUAAAGAUAGUUACUUAAAAUAUAAAGGAUUUUUAAAAACCAAAAUGCUCUAGAUGAAAUGAUAUUUUAUACUUUUAAGUACCAUGCAUUAGGCAAAUUCUUGUUAAGAAUUUCAACAUCCCAUUUAAAUCCGAUAUGUGAGGAAUUGUCCCACAAAUGGCGUAGGCAGAACACAAAUCUUAAAGUCUGUUCACUGCAACUAAGCGUCUAUGUUUUUUUCCAUGA